UAACAGCAGGCACGCUUAAGAGUGCAAGUAAAAUUAUGCAGCCUUGAAGUUUUCUGUCCUCAAAUGAGAAAGUUGACGGACUUUAAUUUGCGGAUAUCAGUUAUAGCUCCUGUCGGAGUAUGUGAGCGAGGUGAUGAGAGUUUGAACAGCUGGGUGAAGUGUUUUUAAUUAGCUGGUACCUUACGCUCUGCUGCUACGCUGCUGUAGUAGUGGUAUCUGGUGGUUGCAGUUUAGCAAAGUCUCAACUGGGUGACCAAGCAAAGUGUGUGUGAGUGUAUGGUAUGUGCGUGUGGCUGGCCAAAGCCACAGAAGCCUCAUUGACCAGCGUACGACAGUCAAUACACAAUGAGAGCAGGCCAGAGAUCUCGCCUCUUCUCUCGCUCCCUCACUGUCCUGCUCGUUCAGUUGUCCAUUCUGCUGUCCCUCUGCUCCCAGAGCCAGGCGGUGCAGGCUGAGAAUGUGACAGUUCUCGAAGGCGGCACAGCGCAGAUCUCCUGCCGCCUACAGAACUACGACGGCUCCAUAGUGGUCAUCCAGAACCCACGUAGGCAGACGCUGUUCUUUAACGGCACGCGAGCUCUAAAGGACGAGCGCUUUCAGAUGGUGCUGUUCACGCCACGCCUGGUGCGCAUCACGCUGAGCAAUGUGAGCGUUUAUGAUGAGGGCGGCUACUUCUGCCAGCUCUACACGGAUUCUACGCACCACCAGGUGGCCACGCUGUCAGUGUUGGUGCCCCCGGAGGUGCCUACAGUGGAGGUGAAGAACGAGGCGGUGGAGGGUGGAGAGGUGGAGCUCACCUGUGUGUCUGAGAGGAGCAAACCCCCCGCAACGCUGCGCUGGGUCCGAGACCGCAGAGAGAUUCCCGGUGUGGUGUCUCAGCAGGAGAACGGAAAGACUGUGAGCGUGUCCAACACCAUACGGCUUCCCGUGGAGAGGAAGGACAAUGGUGCUGCUCUCAGCUGCGAGGCUUCCCACCCGGUACUCGUAGGACAGAAAAGAGUCCGCCAUUACCGCCUGGAUGUCCACUUCGCCCCCACGGUGAGGAUCAGCCCCCCACAGGGCAUUCUGCGAGAAGGGGACUCGCUCAGCCUUACCUGCUCCGUCACUGGAAAUCCACUGCCACGGGACAUUCUCUGGUCACGAGUGAACGACACUCUACCUGAGAGGGCGGAAAUUUCCGGUACCACCCUGGUCAUGUCUCGCCUUAGCCAAACACACAAUGGGACCUACCUGUGUCAGGCACACAAUAAUUAUGGCCGUGCAGCUGACCAGUACACAUUGCUGGUAUAUGAGAGUGUGUCUGUGUUUGUCAGUCCCACCUCCCACCCCAUCACCUCCACCUCCCUCUCAUGGACACCAAAAGACCCUGGGGCAGUGGUGGAGACUCACAGCGCGGUACCUUACCCAAUUAUAGGGGGUGUGCUGGCUCUACUCGUCUUCACCAUCAUCUGCGUGCUCAUUGUAACCAUCUGGUGCUCGGUCCGACAGAAAGGUUCGUACCUCACACACGAGGCGAGUGGCCUUGAUGAACAUGGCGAGGUGCAGGAAGCAUUUCUCAAUGGAAACGAUACCACUCAAGGCAAGAAGGAGUAUCUACUGUAACGGCUUCUGGAGGAUAGUCACGGAGUGCAUAUCACAAAUCCAACUACAGACACACACAAACACAUACACACAUGUACACACAUACGCCUGGCGGAAAACCACUAUAGCAGUGCCAUGGAAAGGAGAGAGAGAGAGAGAGAGAGAGAGAAGGACAGGCCUAAUUAAGAUUGAAAGAGAGAGCGAGAGAAAUCAAAACCAGAAAAAGCACCAACCCUACACACCCACACACACUUUCUAUUCAGCAGUAAGUAGGAGGCAGAACCGAAUAGCCAUAACUCACGGGCCAGCGGAGCAGCAACGACUUCCAACCUAUUGGCUUUGCCGAUAAAUAGAGCACAUGACCUAGAGCACGCCUGAUUACAGCAUCGUGUGCAUCACGCUUCUUCCCUUAUAUGCCGUCGUAUGUACACUGGGCAUUCACCUGGUACUGGACCUCCUUCAUAUUCCAUUAUCAGGUGUUUAGUAGUACACACACGUGCACAGAAUUGCCUCUUAUCAAUCCCUGAGGGACGGCUCUUCUCUUUGAUCAUCUCUCAGCUUCUCGACAUCUCUCCUGCUCCUGCUUUCUGCCCUCUCUCUCUCCUCCUUUUGUUUAUAAUUAAGCAGUCAGAAGAGCCACGAGGACGGGACGAAGCAUAAUUACAAUGAAGUGUUAUUGGGAACGUGUAGAAGAGGCUGAAAGGAGGAAAGUGUAGUAAAAUAAUAGUCCGAAUAUGUGUAAAUGCUAUAGAUCUCUUUAUAUGUAUAGACACACACACACAUGCGCAAACACAAACAGGCACACACUGACACUAUGAAACAUAUCUCUGAAGUCAUUAUUUGUAUAAAAAAAAUCCAGUAAAUUAAAUUAAUCUUUUAAGAAGUGAACAAGAAAACAAGGUUUACUUUUGAGCAUAUUACCAAGCGAUGCUAUUAUACUAACACGGAAGAUUAGCUUAGAGAAAUACGAACAAAACCCAGUUGUGCGAUCUUUAAAAAAAAAAAAUGGAGAAAACGAGAAAAAAAAUUCGAUAUAUUUCAGUUGUCUUUGAAAGAUACUUUGUUUUAUAUUUGUUAUUAUUUGGACUAUGAUUGUUGUUCUUGUUAAUAUACUUGUAAAUGUUUUAAAUUGUAUAAACUUCCCAUGGUUUUGUUGCAAAAUCUCGAAAGUGGUGUCUUUCUGCUUUUUUGACGCUCUUUUAUCCUUUUGUUGUUGCUUUUUUUUGUUUCUCCUUCGCUCUUUCUGUCAUCGUCUAUGUGCCGAAUUGUCCGUGUCUUUCCUUCCUUCCUGUCUUUUACUCAUGAUUUUUUAAUAGUCUUCACGUCACUGUUGAUAUAGCUAACUGUGUUUCUUUAUAGAGGAAAAGUUACAGAGCACGACAAAAACAAAAUAAAACAUUACUCCAAAA
Molecule: messenger RNA, 2990 nt
Organism: Neoarius graeffei (lesser salmon catfish)
Lineage: Eukaryota; Metazoa; Chordata; Actinopteri; Siluriformes; Ariidae
Gene: cadm4
Product: cell adhesion molecule 4
Exons: 9
Coding region: 346-1602 (418 amino acids)
Biological process (GO): regulation of wound healing; regulation of Rac protein signal transduction; negative regulation of peptidyl-tyrosine phosphorylation
Cellular component (GO): cell-cell contact zone
Molecular function (GO): vascular endothelial growth factor receptor 2 binding
Source: RefSeq, a predicted model, not a curated record